AUGCCCAUUUUAAAGGUCAAUUCUACAAUAUUUCAGUUAUCAGUAUAUGCUCCAAUUUUAUGCGCAAAUGACCGCGAAAAAGAAAAAUUCUGUGGACUUCAACUACUAACAAUAUCUUUAUCUAAAAAUGACAUCACAGUUCGGAGUGAUCGUAAUGCGCGCGUUGAUCACGGUGUUGCAACGAUAAACUCGAUAAUUGGUGAAUAUGGCAUGGGGUCCAGUAUGCCAGUGGAGAAAGCUUUCGCUAUGAUGAAGAGCUCAAACUUUUUAUUACUAAUGCUUGCUUCAGGUAUUGUAAAAAAACAUGUGACGUGGAACUCCUCGGAUGUCUAA
This is a messenger RNA of Dracunculus medinensis (Guinea worm), 333 nucleotides long. NCBI's taxonomy places the organism in Eukaryota, Metazoa, Nematoda, Chromadorea, Rhabditida, Dracunculidae. The record is from the annotation of a GenBank genome assembly.